Messenger RNA from Symbiodinium pilosum, 1125 nucleotides. The record is from the annotation of a GenBank genome assembly. Lineage: Eukaryota; Dinophyceae; Suessiales; Symbiodiniaceae.
AUGGCAGUAUCUUCCCCCGGCGAACACCGGCCACAAAUGCCAUCAGCACAGAGGACUCCUGCUUCUUUCAAGGCUGCAUCGGAUGGCUCUUCUCGCGAAGUGAACGCAGAAAGGUCUGUACAAAAGGCAGAGGUCGUGUGCCGAUCCUGCACUAAAGCUCUGUCGCUGUGCGCAAGGGUCUGUCCGUGGUGUGAAUGCGCACCAUCUUUUUCGCUGAGCGGCAACUUCAACUUGAAGGGCGCUCUUCGUGUGCUUCAUGAUGGCCGGCACGGUGGCGGCGAUGCCUGCAACCUGGUUCUCUUGGGCCAUAACAUGGACCGAGAUCAGCGUGUAGUUGUCAAGGCCGCUAGGCUUGAUGAGGAUCCAGAAGAGGUGGCCACGAUGAAGGAGGAGAUUCAGAUACAGCGCCAGCUGGCACAUGACAACACGGUGCCGCUGCUCUACGCUGCCGAGACUCCAUCAGAGGUUCUGCUGGUCAUGCCGUUUGCAGCUGGAGGCGAUCUCCACGCAGCCAUGGGUCCGCGGGGCAUGCUGUCCGAGUUUCAGGCCGUGAGGCUUUCUGGACAGCUUCUGGAAGGCCUUCGGUACCUUCACGAGGAUCUGUACAUAUUGCAUGGUGAUGUAAAGCCGCGCAACAUCUUUCUGGUCCCGGCAGGGUCAGGGCUUGUUGUGCAGCUUGGUGACUUUGGCCUUGCACGGGAGUGCCCGCGGAAGGCGCCCUUCCUCUGUCGAUUCACUGGACUCCAGGGCUCUCAUGGCUAUAUGGCACCGGAGAUUCUGGCUGAACAGGACUACGGCAGGCAGGUGGACAUGUUUGCCCUUGGAGUGAUCAUUUUCACGCUCAUUGCUGGAUACGAGCCGUUCUAUCCUCCCUCCAAUGUCAGAGCCCCGCUGGAGUUUGAUCCGCCAUCGUGGGAGCCGUUGAGCAAGGAGUCGGCAGCGUUCGUAACGGAUUCGCUGAGAGUAGAGGCUGAGGAGCGGUUGACGUCUAGUGCAGCUCGGAAUCAUGCCUGGCUGCAGAGAGAGGACCCCACGGAAAGUGUUUCACAGCCUGGGCACGUGCAGCUCAAGUUCCACCGAGCAGCAGAUGUCCAGCAGGCGCUCGCAGAGACUACGCGGACAUGA